Molecule: messenger RNA, 722 nt
Organism: Marchantia polymorpha subsp. ruderalis
Lineage: Eukaryota; Viridiplantae; Streptophyta; Marchantiopsida; Marchantiales; Marchantiaceae
Source: the annotation of a GenBank genome assembly
CACUUCACUCUCUGGGGUAGAGGGUAGUCACUUGUGUAGCUAUUUAAAGAAGCUAAGUCAUCUGACUUUCCACACAACUCUCCAGCACGUAAGUAAGUCCUGGGAGCAACACAUGCCUCAGGUGUGAUCUGUAUUGGGGAUUGUUACUCUGGCUCGUAAGGAACAGCUGAAGACAAGAUUGCCGCUAGACUUUGAUCAUGUCGAAGCAGAUCAUCUCAUCGUCAGUGUUCUUCUUGCCGUUGGUCCUGGUUGCAAUCCUCCCUGCUUCGCACGGACAAAGUUGUGAGACGGCCCUCGACUCUCCCUUGGCAGGACAUCUGGACCUCAUCAUCUCCUAUAUGAAACUCAGGGGUUUUAACCAAUGCUGCCAAAAAGAAUGCAAUAACGAAUCUUGCAGUACGCUGCUACGAAUGGAAACGGCGUCGCUGAAACUGUGUAGUAAUCCCUGCACCGGAUGCAUUUCCUGCGGAGACAUCGCGACCUGUCUGUCGAAGAUGCGUGCCAGCUGCUGUGCCAGAGGACGAGUUCAGGGGACCAUGUCUUGUGGCAAGUUCACUCUCGGUGUUAGCCCUUAACUAGCAUCUAGACUCGUUGAGCUGCAAUAUAUAUAUGCAUGCUUGUAGAACUCAUGUUUGUUAGAGUCAUGUAGAAUAAGGGAACGUCUAUUUCGCUGUAAGACGAUGUAUAUAUCCAGAAUAAGAUGUGACGACUUACUUCCCUCU